AUGCACAUUUGCAUUCCUGGGUUGCAAAAUGAACAAAAACAUCUCAUCGUUUUUUAUAUAACUAACAUAAUAUUUUUGGUAAGUUGCUUUUUUCUAAGUGUUCUGAAAUAAAAUAUAUGUAUUUUUAUAGGCAUUUGGAGCCGCGUCAUUAGUCGUCGGUUUAUGGUUAUACCUUUCUCGAAACGAUUUCAUCGAACUUACACCAGCCUCUUACUCAGCUUUAUCAGCCGCAGGAUUAUGUGUUUUUACGGGUACCUCGAUUUUCAUAAUUUCACUUAUUGGAUUUUUUGCCGUUGGCUGGAGAAAUAAAUACCUCUUGUAUUCAGUGAGUUUAUUUUAGAAUGUUGAGGUCAAAAUAUUGAUUGAAAACCACUAUCACAUCAUUUUUGGAGUUACGCUAAGCGUCCAAAUUUCGAAAUUCAUAUAAUUUUUCUUCUAUUUUCCAACAAACCUAAUUCAAUUUUUUUUCCAAAACAGUUUGUUGCAUUUGUCGCCUUAUUGAUAUUUAUUCAUGGAGCUACUCGAAUCACUGGUCUAUUUCAUAAUGUGAGUUCUAACCCACUUUUUUUCGACAAUAAACGUUUUUUUACGUUUUCAGGAAAACGCCAAAGAGCACUUACGGUUAGAUUUAUUACGCAAUAUAAAUACAACUCAUGUUGUGACAAAAAUCGGAAAACAAAUUCAAUUGAAAUUCACAUGGGAUCAUUUGCAAUCUGAAGUGAGUUUUUUUUGAGCUACAAAUUUUUUUCAAGCUCAUUUGAAAUAUCACUCAAAGUAAUGUGCAAAUUUACUGGCGGUUUGAUUAAUGGAUACAUAAGAAUCAUGAAGAUAUGUUGAGCAUUUGCUCGAAGAAAAUAAACAUUAGAUGAUUCUUUUGGAAACAAGAAAUGGAAAAAUCACUUUUUGUAAUUGAAAUUCUGAAAAGUUGUUUAAAAAUGAAACGAUUCGAACAUUUUACGAAAAAGAAGAUUUUCAGGUUUUCGAGAACUAAAAGAGAAUUUGAAUUGAGAAAAUUUUUUUCAAAAACAAUUUAUGAAAAAUAAUUUGAAAGGUCUUGUUUUGAAUCAAAUUUCUAUAAAUGAAUUUUUAGUAUAAAAACAUAUGUACAUAACAAUUAGAAAUUAAAAUAUUUUCACAAUACCUGAAAUAACAAGAAACAAAUACUGCAUGAUGUCCAGAAAUGAAUUCCAGAAUCAUAUCAAACCCCAAGUCUUAAGAUCAACAAUCCCCUAAAGCAAAAAAAAAUCAGUCACACCUCGAUUCACUAAAAAAAGAUAAAUAUACUGUACCUUUGUUUUGAUAACCACGAAACUCUCAAAAACCAACCAAAAAUCAAACAUUUUGCAGCUCAAAUGUUGUGGCGUCGAUUCAUUAUCAGAUUGGUUCUAUUCGGUUCAAUGGCCAUCCAACAAAUUUGUGCCCGACAGUUGUUGUGACACCGAAAAACAUUUCAACGACGACGAUCAUAGCAUUGAAAAUUGUGGGAAAAUGGCCGAUCAGCCAGAAAUAUUUUACCAAGAUGUGAGUAAAAUAUGAUUUUUUUUUGCUUUUGAGAAAAAUUUUUGUGGAGAAAUGAAAUAACGGAAGAGAGGAGAAAACAUGAAUCAAUAAGAUAAAAUGAUAAGAAAAUAUAUCUCUUGAUAAUUUUGUUGAAAAAAAAACAAUGAAAUCAAAAAUGUGGAAUUUAAAAAAAUAAAUAUAACAUAUUUAAAAUUAAAAUAAUGUUUCAGGGAUGCCACAAAAAGUUCAGCGAAUAUUUGAGUCAUCAUGUGAUUCUUGUUAAUUGGGUAACUUCACUUCUACUAAUUGCGGAGGUAAAUUAACUAAAAAAAAUUUUUGAAUAUUCAAAUUUCAAAACUUUUCAGAUUGCUGUCCUAACCGCUUCAGUCGUUGUAAUUCUUCAAACCAGAAAAAAUGAACAUGGCAAAAAUUUGAGGUUAGUAUGUAUUAAAAAAAAGUUUGAAAAAUACAUAAAAAGAAAAUUUUUGAAGCAAAUAAAGCUAGAAAGAAGAUGUUUAUGAAUAAAUUAUACACAAAAAUUUUUUUGAUGAAAAUAAAAACAUUAAUUCGAUUUUUAUUUUUCGAAAAAAAACACACAUUUUUUUUUAGGAAUAACCGCCGUCAACAAAUUGAUAUAGCUAAUGAGGAACUCAGAAUGCAUGAAUUGGAUCGAAUUGGGGACGCAAAUCCAGAUUUUGAAGCAUCUGAUAUGGUUAGCAUGAAUUCGCGAUGA
This is a messenger RNA of Caenorhabditis angaria, 2233 nucleotides long. The record is from the annotation of a GenBank genome assembly. NCBI's taxonomy places the organism in Eukaryota, Metazoa, Nematoda, Chromadorea, Rhabditida, Rhabditidae.